AUGCCUUGCUUCGUCUACAUCAACGGGUACCCCGGCAUCGGGAAGCUCACAAUCGCGAACGAGCUCCAGCAAUUGCUGCCCAACUCCAAAGUCUACCACAAUCACCACCUCAUCGAUCCCAUCGACGCCCUCGUUGAGCGCUCAUCUCCAGGCUACCAUGAGAUGCGAACGGGUCUACGGCGGUACAUCCUCAACGAAAUCGCGACGUCACAAUAUACCAAGGAUAAAACGUGGAUCUUUACCGAUGCGCGAGAGGCAAGCACAGCGGGAGAAAUGGGCGCCAAGGAUUACGAAGCUGCAGCGGGCAAGAGAGGCGUUUCGUUCAUAUCGAUCGUACUGGAGUGCGAGAUUGAGGAGAACAUAACGAGGGCGAUCAAUCCGACGCGGGUUGUAAGCAUCGGCGCGAAGCUUACGGACGAGAACAUAUUGAGGCCAAUUCUGGAGAACGAGACGAUUUAUCGUUUCGGGAAUGAGAACGAGUUGGUGCUGGAUGUCACGAAUCUGAGUCCGAAAGAAGGUGCUUUGCGAAUUAAGGAGCAUGUCGAUCGGUUGGCUGCAUGUCCCAUGAGCCAACCGUGUCCAUCAAUUCACACAAACCUAGUCGGCUGCUGCUUUUGUCGGGCACCGAAUGCGGCGCAAACCAGUAAGCGAUACAACGUAACAGCAAGUCUCUCGUCCAAGACACCAAAAGCCGAGACAAGCUUCAUGACUCAGCCGCAGUCGAAAGCGAAUAUUCAGUGGCUAAACAACGCGCGUUAG
This is a messenger RNA of Fusarium redolens, 759 nucleotides long. RefSeq lists its product as uncharacterized. Lineage: Eukaryota; Fungi; Ascomycota; Sordariomycetes; Hypocreales; Nectriaceae. The transcript is spliced from 2 exons. Bases 1 to 759 code for a protein of 252 amino acids. The record is from RefSeq and is a predicted model, not a curated record.